AUGCUCCUUCAGUUUUCGCAACGCACGAGAUGGCUCAAAACACUGCGGGCUAGUUCUGCUGUGCGGGAAAUCCGGCGUUCGCGCCCAGACCUUGUUCCGAUUGAAGAACUGAAGGAAGCGACAAAUGCAGUCCUAAAGUCAAAGAACCUGUCUGUAGCCUCAGAGAAAUGCGACAGGGUGCUUUUUGAAUAUUUGUUUGAGCUCCGGGGAGAGUUGCCUCUGCACCACGUCGGGAUAAUCGCAUGUGCGCACACUUUGAGCUACGACAUGUGGAGAGAUGUGGUGGGCUCCGUGAGACCGGAUCCUGACACAGAGCCGAGCGAUGAACAUUUCGAUCUUAGGUUGAGGGCAUAUCUGUCAACGGUCAUCGCAUCAUGGAGAAUGAACAAGGCUCUGAUUGACAAGCGAGUCUUUCAUGCAGCUUUGGAACUACUAAGGGUCAUGAGCCAGCCACCGGAACGUCUAUCAUCUGUAGGACGUUUGCUUCUGUGGAUCGGAGAGGAUGUCCUCAAGGAAUUGAUCCCCACGGAACUAGCUCAGACAGUUCUGGCUCGAAGAGAUUAUAGGAUUCAUUUACAACGCGAGCUCAGUAGCUUAUCUGAGCAGUGCGACUGGGUCGAGGUGCGCAAACUAGUCGGCUUCUUCGACCGAUGGCGUGAUAAUCAGUGCGCCUCCAGGAUUCUCCCCGAGAUCAUUCCUGACCACCAGAAAUGGUUGAACUGGCGUCCGACUGUUGCGCGUAUCAAACGAUGGAGUCAGGAGCUACGGCAUCACGAAAACUACAGUGAUCUUAUCCCGCUUCUUGCCCUGGAAGGACCAGAUAUCUCGAUUCAAGGUCGGCCCACCGCUCGGCAGAGUCCGGUAGCUAUCGAGGCUCUCCGUCUGGCGGACGCACCGCCAGAGCUUCUCGACGAUGCCUUGAAUCUACUUGAUGUUGCCAUCGACUGUGGCGGUAAUGCCGUUGGCUUCUUGGCUCACUUCCUUCUCCACUGUGGUCAACUCAAUGUACGCGGAAUUGAACGCGCGCGAUUGUGUCUAGCUGCAGGAUACCAUGAGCAAGAAGACAGCUCCGUGUCAAGUCAAACUGCCGAACCCAAUUCUUGUGGCUGUAAUCAGAGAGACGUCGACUUUGCUGUUAUACCAGUCUCAGCCUCGAUUGACACCAAUAUGAGUGGUUUUGUCUCACGUGUAUUGGACGAGCUCAAGACCCGACAAGUGGAGUUUUGCCACCAACUUCAGGUAGAUGCGAUUUCCGUGAAUCUAGAGUUCGCUCAGCGUAUUUGCGUCCUAGGCUCAGCCCUGAGAAGCGCUCAUUGGCAUUCUGCAUAUAUCCCACUGGAAUUUGCAGAACGGUUUCGCCGCUUUCCUUCCAAGGCAGACUUGGAGAGCAAAAUCAGAGGGUUGCAAAGAGCUACAGGUAUUGAGAGACAUCGCUACGUGGAUGAUCUGGCAGAUUGUGUGGGAUUCAGUCAGCGCGACAGCUAUCCUUCUUCGCCGGCGGCGCCCUCAAACCCUCAUAGGCCUCCUGAAGAUCCGAUCUGGCUUGUGCCAGAUGAUGCCCUGGAAGGCGAACGUCCGCUGCUCCGGUCGCAGGUUCUCAUGGCCGUGUAUGAGACGAACCCUGAUCUUGCCAUUGAGUGCCUGAAGCAGUCCAAAAACGAACCCGACACCUUCAUAAAAGCUCUCCUUUAUUAUUUACCCAAGACCACCACCCCGGACAUGAUUUGUGUGAAUCUCGCCGGAUUUCUCGGACCUCGCAACGCGCCUGACGGAAAGGCCUGCGGCGGAGCAUCGGGCGGAAACAUCCAUAAUGCUUGGAAAUCGCUCCUGAUGCAUAUGAUGCGCUCUCUUGGGCCGGGCAUGCUUGAGCGCUGUGCCAAGACUCUUGAGCGGAAGAUAUUGAAAAGCUGGCUCAGAAAUCUAAACCUUCUCUACGGGGACAGCUAUCUGGACCCUGACGGUGGCCUGGGCAUCACAAAGGAGAAGAUCAAGGGUUGCCUUGAAAGGGAACGAAGCGCAUGA
This is a messenger RNA of Pestalotiopsis fici W106-1, 2022 nucleotides long. RefSeq lists its product as uncharacterized. The coding region runs from base 1 to 2022 and encodes 673 amino acids. Lineage: Eukaryota; Fungi; Ascomycota; Sordariomycetes; Amphisphaeriales; Sporocadaceae. The record is from RefSeq and is a predicted model, not a curated record. The transcript has a single exon.